AUGACUCACGCCGACGUUGAAUAUGAUUACGAGGCUCUGCCUGAGAACUCCUCCGUCACUGCAAGUCUUAUGGCUGGCGCUCUUGCUGGCAUUGCAGAGCAUGCUGUUAUGUACCCUGUCGACUCGAUCAAGACUCGUAUGCAGAUUCUACAGCCUACACCUCAGGCUGUUUACAGUGGUGUCAUUAACGCUGCUUCAAGGAUUUCUACGACUGAAGGUGCCCGGACUCUUUGGAGGGGAGUCAACUCUGUGAUCUUAGGUGCGGGCCCUGCUCAUGCUCUUUAUUUCGCUACAUAUGAGUCUGCUAAAGAGUCCUUUGGCGGAAAUGCAGCUGGACAUCAUCUUUUUGCAGCAGCUGCUGCUGGUGCAUGUGCGACCACUGCUCACGAUGCUCUGAUGAAUCCAUUUGACGUGAUUAAACAGAGAAUGCAGGUCCACGGGUCUGUAUACAGGAGUGUCCUUGACUGUGCAAGUAAGGUUUAUCGGACCGAGGGCUUGCGUGCCUUCUAUAUCUCAUAUCCUACAACCUUGACCAUGACUAUCCCCUUUCAAUCGAUUCAAUUUGCUACCUAUGAAUAUCUGCGUAAGAUCCUCAACCCUUCAGGAGGCUACGACCCCAUGACUCAUAUCAUGGCUGGAGGUGUUGCUGGCGCUGUUGCCGCUGCUGCCACCACUCCGCUUGAUGUCGCCAAGACUUUGCUUCAGACUCGUGGAGAAUCCCGAGAUCUGAGGAUAAGGAAUUGCAAUGGCCUCUUUGAGGCUUGGAGGUUGAUUUACCAACGUCAAGGUCUUGCUGGAUUUGCCAAGGGUCUCCAACCCCGUGUACUAAGCCAUAUGCCCUCGACAGCAAUUUGCUGGAGUGUGUACGAAUAUGGAAAGUUUUUGCUCAGACGUGACAGUUUGGACAAGCAACCCAUCAUGGCCUAG
Lobosporangium transversale is the source of this 927-nucleotide messenger RNA. Its product is annotated as mitochondrial carrier domain-containing protein. Bases 1 to 927 code for a protein of 308 amino acids. Gene Ontology annotation, biological process: iron import into the mitochondrion. Gene Ontology annotation, cellular component: mitochondrial membrane. The transcript has 3 exons. The record is from RefSeq and is a predicted model, not a curated record. Gene Ontology annotation, molecular function: ferrous iron transmembrane transporter activity. NCBI's taxonomy places the organism in Eukaryota, Fungi, Mortierellomycota, Mortierellomycetes, Mortierellales, Mortierellaceae.